Molecule: messenger RNA, 1238 nt
Organism: Benincasa hispida (wax gourd)
Lineage: Eukaryota; Viridiplantae; Streptophyta; Magnoliopsida; Cucurbitales; Cucurbitaceae
Product: haloacid dehalogenase (HAD) superfamily protein
Cellular component (GO): cytoplasm
Molecular function (GO): phosphatidylglycerophosphatase activity
Source: RefSeq, a predicted model, not a curated record
AAGAAUUAACAUGAUAACGCACUCCAUUUGUGCAGUUUCUCUGCCCAGUUGCUCUUCUUCUCGUUCGAUUCCGUUCCACCAAACGCAUCUCCCAAGAAAGAAUACAUCUUUUGCUUCCAUUUCCCUUAUCAGAAAUUGUUCUCAGUUCAAUGAUUUAUGCGUACACUCUUUUACACCAACUCCAGCAACCAGUUGCGGCAAAAACCACAACCCCAACAACGCCGAGCCCGAUCCGAGUCGAAACCAGAGGCUUUUUCAGCAGUUCUACUUGUCUUUCAACUCCAACAACGUCCCUGAUAAAAACCCAUCAACUAACAAUCAGAAAGAUCUGGGUCAAGAGGAUCAGAACAGGGGCGUUAAAAAAUCCAAGGGACUUUUCACAAACAUGUGGUGGGUGAACCUGAAAUCAGCAAUAGGCCAGAGACUAAACAUAGAAGGUAUUGUUUCUUCUGCAGCUGUUAUUACUAAGGACCGGCAUUUGGCGCUUCCACAUGUCGUUGUGCCUGAUGUGAGGUACAUUGAUUGGGUUGAACUGCACAGGAGGGGAUUCAAGGGCGUUGUAUUUGAUAAGGACAAUACAAUUACAGCUCCUUACUGUUUGACAAUUUGGGCACCUCUUAAAUCCUCACUUGAACAGUGUAAAUCUGUCUUUGGCCACAAUGUAGCGGUGUUCAGUAACUCUGCUGGGCUUUGUGAGUAUGAUCAUGAUGGUUCAAAAGCUAAAGCGCUCGAGGGGUCGAUUGGAAUUAAAGUUAUAAGGCAUAGGGUGAAGAAACCUGCCGGUACAGCUGAAGAAAUCGAGAAACACUUUGGUUUUACUUCUUCACAACUUAUUAUGGUUGGUGAUCGACCAUUCACUGAUAUGGUUUUCGGGAAUCGUAAUGGUUUUUUAACUAUUUUAACUGAACCCUUGAGUGUUUCUGGGGAGACAUUUGUUGUUAGGCAGGUAAGGAAAUUAGAAGUAUUCCUCUUGAACUGUUGGCUUAAGCAAGGAGUAAGACCCAUUAGUCAUCGCCUAUUGCCAGACACUAAACAGUGCAUUAAAGAUCUGUAACCUCUUUAGUAUUUUUGAAAAUUUUGCCCUGUAGAUAUUCAUGAACGACUGAAAAGAAACAUUCUUUUUGUCCACCAUUCAUUAGCUAAUGGUAUUAGCACCUGAGUUGAAUAUAAUACAUUGGUAAACCUUGUAUUAGUGGAUCGGCAACAAUAAUGAAAUGUAGAAGGGUUUCUUAUUAUGA